AUGCGUCUAUUUCAUCGGGGGAGGGACUCAGACAGCUGGAACCCCACAAAGCAAACCCUUGCAACGGCCGAGAAGUACACGGCGGUACCAGGUCUGGAUCUUGCAUUUACUCUGGCCACAUCUAUCCAAGAUGGGGCCUUUCUGCAGGUAGCCAACUUGUUGUGGGUGUUUGAUAUCAUGUCCGUGGAAGGGGAAGAGAUGGAUCCAUGGGCCAUGACUGUCGUGGGUUUCAUGACGAUGCCCAAGGAGCUGAGGAUGCGGCUGAAGCCUCGCGGUGACUGGAUGAUGGAGGCCAUCAAACGGGGACCUAAGAUCGCGGCGGAGGACUGGGAUCAAGUGUUGGGGUCUGUCAACGAUGUGGAGGGGUAA
Molecule: messenger RNA, 369 nt
Organism: Aspergillus eucalypticola CBS 122712
Lineage: Eukaryota; Fungi; Ascomycota; Eurotiomycetes; Eurotiales; Aspergillaceae
Exons: 2
Coding region: 1-369 (122 amino acids)
Source: RefSeq, a predicted model, not a curated record